GACCAGGCUUGCAUUGAGAAUGAUGAAACAGGGCCAGGCUACUACGAGCAAGUGGCGGAGUCGUUUCGUCUCUUUGAGGGCGACUCUGAUGCCGUCCAGAACUGGGCUGAGGCCAGUGGCACAGACGUCGCGAGUCAUAUCCGGACGGUCUUCGAGGCGGCAGCAUAUACGGAUCCGUCGACCCGCGCUGCGAUGGUUGAGCGAGGGAUCCAGAUGCAACAGCAGCUCCUCAAAGAGAAGCGGGUCAAGAAGAGCGAAAAGUUGGUUCGCGCAGCCAGUAAAGCUCUGGAGAUCGCGAGGGCAGACUCAGGCUACAGCACUGCCAAAGCGCUAGCUGAUGCUGCAUUUCUGGAAGUGGCCGCGCUGAGAACAAAAUGGACGGUGGUGCAGGAGUUUGGUACCAAAGAAGAUGCCUUGCGCUUCGUGUUGGAGUGUCAACCCUUUGACUACCGCCCGGCUGGAGAUGCCUACGACGACUUCCCUCGCUUCCAAAACAGUAAGGACUGCUUGGCCUACGUCAUGGCGCUGGAACCUUUCCCCUCUGAGUUUCAAAGUUGUGAGCCCGUCUUCAAGCGACGACUGCGGCUGCAGCUGGCAAAGGAGGGUGAGCAGAAGCCAGACAGCGCACAGAGGAAGACGAAGCCACGGCCGAGGACUGUCAUGGGCCAGCCAAGCUCGGACGGGGCUCGCUGGCAGGUUCAGGCUGCCGGAUGUCUCUUCGAGACUCCCGGGCUCCGCACGCUCGCUGAGAAGCCCCCGGCGCAGAGGCUGCCUGCCCAUCGGGUUGACAGGUUUAGUAGCUGA
Messenger RNA from Symbiodinium necroappetens, 804 nucleotides. NCBI's taxonomy places the organism in Eukaryota, Dinophyceae, Suessiales, Symbiodiniaceae. The record is from the annotation of a GenBank genome assembly.